Messenger RNA from Triplophysa rosa, 945 nucleotides. RefSeq names its product olfactory receptor 52E8-like. NCBI's taxonomy places the organism in Eukaryota, Metazoa, Chordata, Actinopteri, Cypriniformes, Nemacheilidae. Gene Ontology annotation, cellular component: membrane. The coding region runs from base 1 to 945 and encodes 314 amino acids. The record is from RefSeq and is a predicted model, not a curated record. The transcript has a single exon. Gene Ontology annotation, molecular function: G protein-coupled receptor activity; olfactory receptor activity. Gene Ontology annotation, biological process: G protein-coupled receptor signaling pathway.
AUGAAGGAUCUUCUUUCACAAAAUCGUUCAUUCACAGACUUCAAAAUGAAUGCUUUCUACAGCCUGGGAGAAUGGAGGCCUUUGUUAUUCAUCCCUUUCUUUCUGAUGUUUGUAUUGUCUAUCACAGCAAAUUCUACUCUCAUAUAUUUAAUCAAGUCACAACAAUCUCUGCACUCCCCUAUGUAUGUACUAAUAGGUUUUAUGGCGCUUUCAGACUUGACAUUGCCUAUGGUUUUUGUACCUCACAUGCUUCUUAGCUUUUUAUUUAACUGGAGUGGAAUAACCCUAACUGGUUGUUUGAUAGAAAUGUUUUGCAUUCAUUUCAUUGGAGCAUUUCAAUCUACUUUGCUUUUUUGGAUGGCACUGGACCGUUAUUUUGCAAUAUGCAAACCUCUUUAUUAUCAUAAAUACAUGGAAAUCCAUAAUUUUGUCAAGUUUAUUAUUCCAUCUGUAAUAAGAAAUACACUACUGGUGGUAAUUGUGGUCUCUCUGGCUGGAAGACUGUCUUUCUGUACAAAUAUCAUUGAUCAUUGUGCAUGUGAACACAUGGCAUUGGUUCAGUUGGCAUGUGGUGACAUAUCCAUUAAUAACUUUAUGGGACUUUUUUCUACUUUUCUUAUACCAACUACAGAUUUUAUACUGAUUACUGCUUCCUAUGUUGUAAUUUUUGUCUCAGUGUUCAAAUCUGGCCAGGCCAAUAUGAAGGCCCUCAAUACUUGCAUUACUCAUAUCAUUGUUAUAACACUUAGUCUGACUUCUGCGUUGAUUGCAUUUAUGUCAUACAGGAUAAGAAAUAAUGUGUCUUCCAGCAACCGUAUAUUUAUGAGCAUUGUAUAUUUAUUUUUUCCAAGUUGUUUUAACCCAAUAAUCUAUGGAUGGAGAACAAAAGAAAUAAGACGAACAUUUAUAAAAUUCAUAAAGGAUGUAAAGAUUCUGCCUGGCUAA